Messenger RNA from Leptosomus discolor (cuckoo roller), 960 nucleotides. The record is from RefSeq and is a predicted model, not a curated record. NCBI's taxonomy places the organism in Eukaryota, Metazoa, Chordata, Aves, Leptosomiformes, Leptosomidae.
AUGCCAUCAGCGCCACGAACCCCCGGGUCAUUGACGAUUCUCGCGCGCGGAAGCUCUCCAAUGAUUUGAAGCGCUGCACGUACUACGAGACCUGUGCCACCUACGGACUGAACGUGGAGAGAGUCUUCCAGGACGUGGCUCAGAAGGUGGUGGCUCUACGGAAGAAACAGCAGCUUUCCAUCGGCCCCUGCAAGUCCCUGCCCAAUUCACCCAGCCAUUCGUCUGUCUCUGCGGCCUCCAUUCCUUCUGUUCACAUCAACCAGGCCACCAACGGUGGAGGAGCCUUCAGUGACUACUCCUCCUCCGUGCCCUCCACACCUAGCAUCAGCCAGCGGGAGCUGCGGAUUGAGACCAUUGCUGCCUCCAACACGCCCACCCCCAUCCGCAAGCAGUCGAAGCGGCGCUCCAACAUCUUCACGUCUCGAAAGGGCGCAGACCCAGAGCGGGAGAAGAAGGUGCCGGAGUGUAAAGCGGACAGUAUCGGCAGCGGGCGGGCCAUUCCCAUGAAGCAGGGCAUUCUUCUCAAACGCAGUGGCAAGUCUCUGAACAAGGAGUGGAAGAAGAAGUACGUGACGCUGUGUGACAACGGAGUCCUCACCUACCACCCCAGCCUGCAUGACUACAUGCAGAACGUCCAUGGGAAGGAGAUCGAUCUACUGAGAACUACAGUGAAGGUACCAGGCAAGCGGCUACCCAGGGCAACAACGGCAGCAGCACCCAGCGCUAGUCCCAAAGCCAACGGGCUUGCGAAGGAGAGGAGUAGCACGCAGCUGACGGGAGGCACAGGUGCUCCCCACUCGACCAGCAGUACCUCCCUGCACUCAGAGCGCUCCAUCAGUGGCAUCAACCUGGUGGGCUUCAGCUCAAAGCCAGACGGCAUGCACCAGCGCUCCUACUCCGUCUCCAGCGCAGACCAGUGGAAUGAGGCUGUGGCUAUCCCUGGCAGCUGCCCCAACCCCU